Penicillium oxalicum is the source of this 1479-nucleotide messenger RNA. RefSeq names its product Nem1-Spo7 phosphatase catalytic subunit NEM1 (gene nemA). The record is from RefSeq and is a predicted model, not a curated record. NCBI's taxonomy places the organism in Eukaryota, Fungi, Ascomycota, Eurotiomycetes, Eurotiales, Aspergillaceae. The coding region runs from base 1 to 1479 and encodes 492 amino acids. Gene Ontology annotation, molecular function: protein serine/threonine phosphatase activity. The transcript has 3 exons.
AUGAACUCUCUGAACAUCCUAUCGUCGCGGGUCAUUGGGCAGUCCACCAGCUCUUCGCGCCCACGAUCGCAAUCACAGAGCGAAAAGCGGCGCAGAGCAGCACCUGGAGAUUUUGACUUCAGCAAGCAUCGGUCCUACAGCGAGAACAAUUUUCGGUCAGGCUCUGUUGCCUCUGAUCAGAGUUACAAUCAUGCAGCUCCUUACGUGGGGGAUGACGCCUCCGAUGACACAAACCAAGAUUUUGGUGAAAAGACACCUUUGAUGAAUGGCGCGCAGACAGACGAUGUGGUCACUUCCAAGAGUUCAUGGCGCCUUCUCACGAAGCGAAUUGUUGACGCGAUGACCGAGACCCUCCAGUGGAUCCUCUCAACGCUUGCGGCACCUGGUAUCUUUGUUGCGCAAUUUUUCCGAGACAACGACGGGCGCUUCUCAUUAUUUGCACCGGUCAGAUGGAUCUGGCGAAGACCUGUGGGUACACGGGAACGACCGAUUAAAGAAGCAUCACGUAUACAAACCAGGCGAAGAAGUGGCUCGACUCGCCAGGUGAAGUCACAAGUAUCGCGUGAUUCCAUUCAUUCAAACACAUCCGAUUCUGAGGGCGACCAUGGGUCCACCGGGGGCGGUACAGGAAGGAAAAAGGCACGAUCAGUUAAGGGUCAGGCUCCGGGCGUGGACGGCACCCAGGACGAGCCCACCCCGCGACGCUCCAUACGCAUCAAGCUACAUAAUGAAGAAGCGCUCAAAAAGCAGAGACAGCAUCGACGGAAUCAAAGUACAGACUCGGGGGAGCCCUUGCCCGAGGGUGCAUCUCGAGUACAAGGCUCCGUCAACCUCGACAGUCUGAAAUCACCUACUUCUCCAUCUGUUCACCGCAUCACCAACUCCAAUCUUCCGCAAAAAACACUGGUUUUGGAUUUGGAUGAAACACUCAUCCAUUCACUCGCAAAGGGUGGUCGCAUGUCCAGUGGACACAUGGUGGAGGUCAAGCUUUCCAUGCCUGUCAGCACGGCUCUCACACCCGGAGGCCCGCAAACUACAUUGGGUCCGCAGCACCCGAUUUUGUACUAUGUUCACAAGAGACCCCACUGCGAUGAUUUUUUGCGAAAGAUUUCGAGGUGGUACAAGCUCGUCGUCUUUACGGCUUCGGUACAAGAGUAUGCGGACCCUGUCAUCGACUGGCUUGAGCAGGAACGCAAGUAUUUCCAGGCACGCUACUAUCGACAACAUUGUACCUUUCGCAAUGGCGCUUACAUCAAGGAUCUCAGUUCGGUGGAACCUGACCUGAGCAAGGUCAUGAUUCUGGACAAUAGUCCGAUGAGCUAUUUGUUCCACGAAGAUAACGCCAUUCCUAUUGAAGGGUGGAUCAAUGAUCCCACGGACAAUGGCCUGCUACACCUGGUGCCCAUGCUGGAAGCUUUACAGUAUGUUACCGACGUUCGGGCUCUGCUGGCUCUCCGCCGCGGUGAGACCGAGACAUAG